AUGGCCGGCCACGUAAAUAUGAUGGACGACUGUCUGAUAUCCAACUUACCGCCCGCUACUCUGAGAUCAGCACUUCGCCUCCUCGUCUCACAGGGAUCUAGUACACAACGACCCUUCGUUGAGCAUAUCCGCGCCAAAUUCCGUGAAAGUCCACCCAUCUUCGACCCCCCCGAGAAGUUAUUCUCCGGAGAUGAUGUCGUUACCCCUGAGUGCUUGGCGUACCUUGCGCAGACGAGGUGCAUCUUUUCAUGCAAGCUAGCCCAAGAAUCGCUUCCAUACUUAGAACAUUUCAUGAAGGCCAUUCCACAGACGGGAGUUAGGUGGACCGACCCAGGCGCCCUGACCCAAACGCUGCAAAAGUUCGACGGCGACAUCGUCCAAGCCGUCCAAGCGCUCAAAGAAUCGCGUCCGGAGCCGACCGCGGCCCUACUAACCUCGCUCCAGAACCUGCUCUCCAGCAUCGAACAUUGCUCCACUUACUGCCUCGCCGCGCGCCCCUCGUCCCUGGCCUUUCCGUUCCUGCGCGCGCGCCGGCAGCUGCGGGACGUGUUGCGCAUCCUGUUUCCGGAGCACGCGGAUGGGCAGCCGGACGGCGCGGCGGGUUCGCGAGGUCUGGAAGUCGGCGUGGAUGUGCAUGUGCAUGUAGAUGGGAGCACGGUGGAGACGUUCCAGCUAGGCCCUUUCCGCGUGCCGAGGCUGUUCAACGGCUUGUGGCAGGUGUCCUCGCCGUCGUGGGGGUCCGCCGGCGGCGCGACGCAGGAGCGGGCGCUUUUAAGGGCCGUCGGGUGCGGGUUGACGGCGGCGGAUAUGGCGGAUCAUUAUGGCGACGCGGAGUUGAUAUACGGCGAUUUUAGGAAUUCGCUGCGGCCUGAAGUCCGAGAUACGGUGUAUGCGGCGACUAAAUGGUGCAUAUUCUUGCCGAUUUCUACUCCCAUAACAACGUCGUUCGUACUCGACGCUGUACGUGAACGGUACCGACGGCUAGGAGGACGAGUCGAGCUCCUCCAGUUCCAUUGGCAGGACUACGAAUCCAAACAGUACCUUGACAUCCUCGUCGAACUAGUCCGCAUCACGAAACUGCACCCGGAACUCGUGACCUCGAUCGGGCUCUGCAAUUUCGACUCCGAGCACACGGAGGAGUGCUGCGAGUAUCUAAUUGCCAAGACGGGGGAGGUUGGAAUUGUGUCGAACCAGGUGCAGUUCUCGCUCGUAGACGCGCGCCCGCUGCACAAGAUGGUGCACGUAUGUGAGAAGUACGGGUUGAAGCUACUCACAUACGGCUCAUUCUGCGGAGGCUUCCUAUCCUCCCAAUGGCUCAACCAGCCCGCCCCCGAAACAUACCUCGAAUCGAACCAGCUCACCCCUUCUCAGCGCAAGUACUUCGACACAAUCCUCCUCUGGGCCCCCUGGCCGACCUUCCAAACCCUCCUCACAACCCUCUCCCUCAUCGCGCAAAAACACGCCGUAAGCAUCCCCAACGUAGCCGCGCGCUGGGUGCUCCAGCAACCCCGCGUCGGCGCCGUGAUCGUCGGCACGCGGCUAGGCGUGUCGGACCGCGCGCCCGACAACCUGGGCGUCUUCCGGUUCGCGCUCGACGGGGACGACGUAGCUGCCAUCAACGCGGUGGCGCUCGGCGCGAGGGGGGAGAGGAGCGCGGCGGUGUACGAGAGGUUGGGGGAUUGUGGGGGGGAGUAUCGGGGAUUGCGUUGAGAGCAUCUACCUAAUACCUCAUUUCUCAUUUCGGCCCUACCAUUUAAGGGUUUAGGUAGAGGUUAAUCUAUUACUUACUUACCUAUUUUAUAUAUAUUUUAACGUCUUCAAUCUCUACUACAUGGCAAUUCCAUCACAAGCAAAUCAUCCAUCAACUUCUGUCAAACGAGCGU
Molecule: messenger RNA, 1883 nt
Organism: Annulohypoxylon truncatum
Lineage: Eukaryota; Fungi; Ascomycota; Sordariomycetes; Xylariales; Hypoxylaceae
Product: aldo/keto reductase
Exons: 11
Coding region: 1-1710 (569 amino acids)
Source: RefSeq, a predicted model, not a curated record